AUGGCUCCACCAAGCUCCUCCAAGGACAAGUUCUUCAAGAAGGUCAUCAACACGUACCUACCAGAGGUGUUGAAGCACCCUCAAGCCAUUGAGAUGUGUGAGGGGGCGCUCCACAUCCAGGAUGCUCAAGGGCCCAACAGGACGGGAAGCGUGGAGGCCAGGCUCGAGGCGGUGGAACAGGACAUCUUCAAGUUCCAAGGGAUGGUGGAGCGUGGACUCAGUGCCAAUCACUCCAUGAUCACAGAAUUCACCCGUGAUCACAUGGUGGAUGGCCGGUCUAUGAAGGACAUCGUCUUCACCUUCAAUAAGCAAAUCAAUUUUCUGCACGGGAUCACCUCAUAG
Aegilops tauschii subsp. strangulata is the source of this 342-nucleotide messenger RNA. RefSeq lists its product as uncharacterized. The record is from RefSeq and is a predicted model, not a curated record. Lineage: Eukaryota; Viridiplantae; Streptophyta; Magnoliopsida; Poales; Poaceae.